AUGGUGGACACUACACACAUCAUCAAACGAGGCAUCAUCCGAUACCCUCGUGAUCGCACCCCACCGCUCGAACGCUACAAGCCCAGAAAAGGACGCCUCAUCACUGGUGGUCGUAAGCCAGCACCACCUGCAGAACUCAUCACUAGCAACGCAGUCCCUCCCACCAUCAUCACUCCACAGCCAGUGCGACCCAUUCCUAACUUCACCAAGGUCAGCACAGCGGCACGCCCCAUUCGUCCUCUCCCAUCCAGAGUCAGACUGACUCUACACAUCGAGACCCUCAAGAAGCAGGUCAAUGCCACUCACUUCAGGCUGCAACCCUUACUAGGAGCCUAUUGGGAACGACUCGACAAAGACCGUCGAAAACAGCUCCAGCUCAUUUCCUGCGAGCUCGACAAGGUCUGCGCUGACCUCUACACCGGCACUCGAGAAUACACAUUCAUCGAGAAACAAGUCGUCAACACGGUCUGCCUGGAACUAGGAAGGCACAUGAUGGAAGCACCCCUCGUGCCUCCAGACCACCAUUACCUGGGCUCGAACCCCGGGACUCCACAUCACAGGUUGGAGGACUGUCGUCCCCAACUCCCUCACUCCUCCCCGCCUACAUACCUCCCACAUGGUCAUACGACAGACACCAAUAUGAGCGUCUUGAGGACGCCAUCAGACAGUCCGCACCUGGCAAAGUACCCGACAAUAUUCGCGAAUGGGUAA
Messenger RNA from Laetiporus sulphureus 93-53, 711 nucleotides. RefSeq lists its product as uncharacterized. The coding region runs from base 1 to 711 and encodes 236 amino acids. NCBI's taxonomy places the organism in Eukaryota, Fungi, Basidiomycota, Agaricomycetes, Polyporales, Laetiporaceae. The record is from RefSeq and is a predicted model, not a curated record. The transcript is spliced from 2 exons.